UUUAUUUAUUCCUUGCAGGUUUGCAUACUCCAAGAGUACGCAUAUAGAGAGGUCAAAGGAUAAUCCAGGAGUUCGUUCUUGAUUCCUUAUUUCCACCAUGAGGACCCUGCAAUCAAACUCCGAUGUGGUCAGGCUUGGCAGUAAGGGCCUUUAUGACACCUGCCAGCCUGAGAUGACUUAUUUUAUUACCCAGGGUCUCACUAUGUAGCUCCAGCUGGCCUGAUAUUCACUAAACAGGAUGACCUAGAACUCACAGAGAUCUGCCUCCCACUGUCUCCCAAGUGCUGGGGAUUAAAGGCACGAGCCACCACACCUGGUCCCAGCUGACAAACUUUGUAUUUUUCAUAGUGUAAGAAUAUGAAAAUAGCUGAACGCUUUUAAUCCCAGCACUCGGGAGGCUGAGGUAGGCAGAUCUAUGAGUUUGAGGCAGUCUGGUCUAUAGAGUGAGUUCCAGGACAGACAAGGCUACACAGAGAAACCUGUCUUGAAAAACCAAAAAGAAAAAAAAAAAAAGAAUAUAUGUAAACACACAUACAUGUACACCCACAUAUAGUAGCACUUCCCUUGCAUGCUCACUUGAAAAGAGUUGGCUUAAAUGUAGCCCCUCAAUUUAGCAUAUCCGGCAGGUGUAGGCAGGUGACUCCCACACUUGGUGCAUCCACCUGGCCACUUCUCCCUUCCCUCCCCCACACCCCUGGGGAUCCUCGGCUGGCCAAAUGUUACCGUGCGCAAGCGCACAUAGUGACAGGAAGCGUGGCCUCGCUCUGCGCCUGUGCUGAAUUCCAGCUGCAAUUGCUAAGAGAGAAAAUGAUGCCCAGGAUGGGCUCUGCCGCCCGCCGGCUGCGGAGAGGCCCACACUGCACACGCGCAGACCCAGCGCCCGCGUCAAAACAUCAGUCGACAGCGCGUUCCCCAUGUCCUGCGCCUCCGGCUGGCAGGAGUUCCUCUCAGUCGUGACCCCCGCCGCCAGGCCGGGGCGGACGAGCUAGGUCUGAUCGGCGAUGCCCCGGGAGAUCAUCACCCUGCAGCUGGGCCAGUGCGGCAACCAGAGCAGAUGAUGAGCACUACAUCCCCCGGGCUGUGCUGCUGGACCUGGAGCCCCGGGUGAUCCAUUCCAUCCUCAACUCCUCCUAUGCUAAGCUCUACAACCCGGAGAACAUCUACCUGUCGGAGCAUGGCGGAGGAGCUGGCAACAACUGGGGCAGAGGAUUCUCCCAGGGUGAGAAAAUUCACGAGGACAUCUUUGACAUUAUAGACCGAGAAGCAGAUGGAAGUGACAGUCUAGAGGGAUUUGUGCUAUGUCACUCCAUUGCUGGGGGGACAGGUUCUGGUCUGGGCUCCUACCUCUUAGAGCGACUGAACGACAGGUACCCCAAGAAAUUGGUGCAGACAUACUCAGUGUUUCCCAACCAGGACGAGAUGAGUGAUGUAGUGGUCCAGCCCUACAACUCCCUCCUCACACUAAAGAGGCUGACCCAGAAUGCGGACUGCGUGGUGGUGCUGGACAACACAGCCCUGAACCGGAUCGCCACAGACCGCCUACACAUCCAGAACCCAUCCUUCUCCCAGAUCAACCAGCUGGUGUCCACCAUCAUGUCAGCCAGCACCACCACCCUGCGCUACCCUGGAUACAUGAACAAUGACCUCAUCGGCCUCAUCGCCUCGCUCAUUCCCACCCCUCGGCUCCACUUCCUCAUGACUGGCUACACCCCCCUCACCACGGACCAGUCAGUGGCCAGUGUGAGGAAGACAACAGUCCUGGAUGUCAUGAGGCGCCUGCUACAGCCCAAGAAUGUGAUGGUGUCCACAGGUCGGGAUCGUCAGACCAACCACUGCUACAUCGCCAUCCUCAACAUCAUCCAGGGAGAGGUAGACCCCACCCAGGUCCACAAGAGCCUGCAGAGGAUCCGGGAAAGGAAACUGGCCAACUUCAUUCCCUGGGGCCCAGCCAGCAUCCAGGUGGCCCUGUCAAGGAAGUCUCCCUACCUGCCCUCAGCCCACCGGGUCAGCGGGCUCAUGAUGGCCAACCACACCAGUAUCUCCUCGCUUUUUGAAAGUUCCUGCCAGCAGUAUGACAAACUGUGGAAGCGGGGGGCCUUCCUGGAACAGUUUCGCAAGGAGGACAUCUUCAAGGACAACUUUGAGGAGAUGCACAGAUCGAGGGAGGUGGUGCAGGAACUCAUUGACGAGUACCACGCGGCCACCCGGCCGGACUACAUCUCCUGGGGUACCCAGGAGCAGUGACUCUACUCUCUGCUGUCCCCUGGACAAGAAGCACAGUCCCCACCACGCCCAGACCCUCUGACCCAACUUCGCCUCACAUUUUUGUGUUCAUGUGCAAUUUAGGAACUGUUCCUGUCUUCCUUUUCACCCCUGGCGCUUGGCUGGCUUGGUUAAGUUCUAAUAAAUAAAGCGUGAUGAUGCAUUGA
This is a messenger RNA of Mus musculus (house mouse), 2429 nucleotides long. It is a transcript of the gene Tubg2, whose product is annotated as tubulin, gamma 2. The record is from RefSeq and is a predicted model, not a curated record. Gene Ontology annotation, molecular function: GTP binding. Gene Ontology annotation, cellular component: spindle microtubule; centriolar satellite; gamma-tubulin complex. Gene Ontology annotation, biological process: microtubule-based process; microtubule nucleation; cytoplasmic microtubule organization. The coding region runs from base 1420 to 2244 and encodes 274 amino acids. Lineage: Eukaryota; Metazoa; Chordata; Mammalia; Rodentia; Muridae. The transcript is spliced from 10 exons.